GGCCUGGAAGACGACCAUAACAGAACAGCCAUGACAGCGUUCAUUGAGGAUGCCAAAGCCCUUGCCUCGGAAGAGUAUAUCGCGACCUCGUCCUGUCCCCGAUCCUCAAACCCGUCCCCAGACAUGAAGUUGAUUGACGCUGCGGAAAUCGAUGAUAUUAUGAAAGCAAUUGACGCAAUCGCCUCUUCGGAGCUCGAAGUCAGCCCUGCGCUAAAGCAGCUAGUGGAGUUGAAGCAAAUGCAUGAAGUUCGUGAUACGCAACUCCGACAGCUCCAAGCACUUAGAGAACAAUACGAACGUAAUGAAGAGAGGGCUAAUGAGCAGUUGAGCGUAUUCGCGGAGAGACAGGCAGAGCUGGAGGAAUUGAGAGAUCAAUUUGCGAUUGUUAAGGCUAUGAGGGGUUAUGAGGGCUCUGACGAUAUUGACCCUGGGGAACGCGAUAUUGUUUCUGGGGAACAAAGAACGGGGAAGCAAACAUUGGAGAUGCUGACAGACGCCGAGCAGCAAGAUCACUCCAAGGUGGCAGCCCUCCGUCGUGAACUUGCAUUUCUUGAAGAUAUAAAACGAGGCCUGGAUGCAAAAAAGAAAGCUCUUCAGGAUGCUUAUCCUGCCGAGAACGUUACAGUCGCAAGCGUCGACCAACUCGCCAAUCUGGACUCUGCAAUGUCGGAUCAACACCGGGUAGCGGAAGCCGCAAAUGUACAUUUUCAACAGAACGAGGACCCGAGAGAGUUCGCUCUGGAAGAGUUGAUGAGGCGGUUAGAGGCAGCCUCUGUCGGGGGGAAUGGUCAAAUGAGACGUGCAGAGCCAAGAGUUCCGUCCCAUCUCCACUACUACGCUGGAAACGCUGAACAACGAGUUGAUCAAAGCGUUCCCGAGGACGUCAGUGACGCAGACAUCCAGAACAUUGAACAAGGAAUGCAGGAGGUUCUUGCUCAAAUGGGGACUGUUGAAAAAGCUCGAGAAAUGGCGACGGAUGAACAGAAACAGCAAUUUGACGAGUUAUUUGCCCGGUUGAAGGGGCAACUCGGGGAGUUGGUUCAAGUUCAGAACAAGGUGACAUAUUUUAGGAACUUGCUGAAGACGCAGGCGUCUGUCGGACAGUCGUCUCUUCAGCAAGAGCGGAAUAUCGAACAAGUGCAAUCUGCCCCUUCGCGCGCGCGUGCAGGUAACGGUCCAUCCAACGCGAAUUCGAAACGUCCGGGACCAAAUUUCCCUGCAGUCCAUAAUCUGCUGCCCUACGACCAUCGGAGUGCAUCUCCAGGCCAGUACAGGUCUGUUGAGGUCGAUCAAGCCGUCCGAGGACUGAAUCAGUAUAAAGAAGGAGGGUUUAUCGAGAACCGUGGAGAUGCGUCGUGGGUGGAAGCUGCCGAGGUUGAUGAAUAUGAUAUUAAGGAGGAGGUACCAGAUGUCUACGCAGAGGGAACCAAUAUGAGUGGAAAUGAUAUGGAGACGAGUAUUACUCCCGAAGCUAAACGGUUGUACACAGAUUGCACUCUGUGUCUCUUUGACCAGUGCAAAGACAAAAUCUACCGCUGCGCUGCGAGUCUCAUAUCCAAGCACGAGACGGAGCCCUAUUUUUUACUACAACUCUUUCGGGGCGCGGAGAAAUUGGGCAAUACGUAUUUGAGACAGAGACUGUUACUUGCUCUCGAUGACGUUUUGGAAGAGGCAGAAGGGUUAGAGCGUGAAAGGGGUAGAGGUGAGGAGCGUCCAACCAAGAGGGGGCGAUUUUUCGAGGAGAAUCAGGUGUAG
Spizellomyces punctatus DAOM BR117 is the source of this 1755-nucleotide messenger RNA. RefSeq lists its product as uncharacterized. Gene Ontology annotation, cellular component: ciliary basal body; centriolar satellite; centrosome. Bases 31 to 1755 code for a protein of 574 amino acids. The record is from RefSeq and is a predicted model, not a curated record. Lineage: Eukaryota; Fungi; Chytridiomycota; Chytridiomycetes; Spizellomycetales; Spizellomycetaceae. The transcript has 6 exons. Gene Ontology annotation, biological process: microtubule anchoring at centrosome; centrosome cycle; protein localization to centrosome.